UUAUGCUGUAAUAAUAUGCUAUACACAACAAAAAAUAAAAUAAAACAUUAAUUAAUUUUGUUUUGCUUCUUACUUGCGUUGUGUUGUGUGCUCUUUCUGACUCACGACCCGUCCACAUAUAUUAUAUAUGUUAGUCUUCUGUCUUUACAUGGCUUGUUGCUUCUCAUUCACUUCGAGCUUUGUCUUUGUUGUAUAUCUGUGGAGAACCACAUUACUUAUGCACCAAUUGACUAACACCCCAUUACAAGGACCUGUGUUUGUGUCCACUUUUGGUUUGUCUUCUUGUUAGUCUCAGAAUAUGAUCUUUGCAUCAGUGUUAUUCCUUCUUCCUCUUCCCUACCCAGUUUGGCCUUCUCAUGUCUCUCCCUUCCUUGGAUUAUCUUUUGUGUAAGAUAAGUUCCAGAAAGUCAAUUAAAGACAUUUUAGUGAUUUGUUUUGUGUUUCAGUUUUUUCAUUUAUUUGUUUUAAGUUAUGGAAGCUUGUUGCUGCAAUCUUGAAGUGGAUGUAAAUGGAGAAGAGACCUUCAUGGUGGACAAGACAGUUAUUACUCAGUACUCAAGCAAAUUUGCUAAAUUAUUUGGAAAAUCUAGUAGUGGUUGCACUGGAAAGCUUAAAGUGAUAUUCCAUGAUUUUCCAGGAGGUGCAGAAGGUUUUGAGCUUAUGUUAAAAUUCUGUUAUAACAAUGGAACAACCAAUAUAAGUCCCUCCAAUUUGUUUCUUGCGCGUAGUGCUGCUGAAUACAUGGACAUGAAGGAACCUGUUGCUGAUGUUUCUAACUUAUUGGAACAAACAGAAAAGUCACUCCAAGAGAUUAGCUAUUGGACAUGGUCAGAACUUUUAAUUGCUUUGAAGCAGUGCCAGAAUUUACUGGUGGCAGAUUCUUCUGUGAUGGUAGAAAGAUGCUUGGACUCUGUAGUGGGAAGGCUGGUUUUGGCUAGUGAAGCAAGUCCAUGUCCAUCUACUUCUUCCACAGAUAGUUCUUGGAUUCGGUUUUCGUGUGAUUCUAAAAGUACUGAGAGUAUAAAGACAAAUUUCUCUCGUUCAAUAUGGUGGUUUGAAGAUCUCCUAUUUUUGAGUCCGUUGUUGGUUGUAAUGUUGGUUAAGUCAAUGCUUUCGCGUAAGUUGGAUCAUGUUGUCAUUGGCAGGUUUUUGCUCUAUUAUCAGAAGGCAAAAUUUCCCACUUCUACUAUGGAUGAGAAGAGCAAGAUAAUAGAAAUGGUGAUAGAUAUGCAUUAUGAAAUGGAUCAAAGUUCUGUUUCUUGCAAGAUUUUAUUUGGGAUUCUUCGGGUUACUUUGGGUUUGAACAUAAGCAAAUAUAGCAGGAAUAAGUUGGAGACUAUGAUUGGUUCCCAAUUGGAUCAAGCAACCUUGGACAAUUUGCUUGUUCCUUCUCCUUAUGGAAUAAGCUACUUAUAUGAUGUGAACCUUGUUUUGAGAUUUUUGAAAGCAUUCCUGCAUCAGGGAAAUGGUCUAGUCACCCCAAUUCAGAUGAGAAAAGUUGCUAGCUUAAUAGAUUUGUAUAUAGCAGAAAUAGCCCCUGAUCCUUGUUUGAAAACUUCGAAGUUCUUGGCCCUUGCCACGGCACUCCCAGAUUCUGCUAGAGAUUCUUAUGAUGAGCUCUACCAUGCAAUGGACAUGUAUCUUGAGGUACAUACUCAAUUGUCACAAGAAGAAAGGCUGAAGAUAUGCUGUGGUUUAAAUUAUGAGAAGCUUUCCCCUCAAACUUGCUCACACCUUUCUCAGAACACAAAAUUUCCUUCAAAAACUACAGUUCAAGCUCUCAUCUCUAAGCAAUCUAAGCUAAAAAAUUUACUCCAUGUUACUCCUAGCACAACUCCGUGCAAUGAUUCACCAUGCAGCUCCAGUGGUGCUGCUCAAAAGGGAAAGAAAGACAAAAUCAAUGAACAGGUGGUGUUGUAUGCUGACAAUUUUGAUCUUUCAGCUGAUAAUGAGAAACUGAGAGCACAUUUGCGAGGAAUGCAGUGGAGGGUAAUGGAAUUAGAAAAAUUCUGUAGGAAAAUGCAAGUACAGAUGGCAAAGAUUACGAAAUCAAAAGGAUCAGGCCAUAGCUAUGCAAAGUCUUUGCCCAAGUUCUGUUCAUGACACUUCUUUUUUUGGAUUUUAUUUAUUUUUCCUUCGUAAUUUUCA
This is a messenger RNA of Abrus precatorius (Indian licorice), 2148 nucleotides long. Its product is annotated as BTB/POZ domain-containing protein At3g22104. The record is from RefSeq and is a predicted model, not a curated record. The coding region runs from base 472 to 2103 and encodes 543 amino acids. The transcript has 3 exons. NCBI's taxonomy places the organism in Eukaryota, Viridiplantae, Streptophyta, Magnoliopsida, Fabales, Fabaceae. Gene Ontology annotation, molecular function: protein binding.